Messenger RNA from Dimorphilus gyrociliatus, 1459 nucleotides. The record is from the annotation of a GenBank genome assembly. NCBI's taxonomy places the organism in Eukaryota, Metazoa, Annelida, Polychaeta, Dinophilidae.
CAUGGCGGAUGUUGCAGAACGCAAAGAAAAGAAGAAGAAAAAGAAGACUGAUGUUGGCGAAAUCCAGCAGAGUUCUUCAUUUCUUGUUGAACCAUCAGACAAGAAGGAAAAGUUAGAUACUUCUCAAUGGCCACUUUUGCUUAAAAACUUUGAUAAAAUGAAUAUAAGAACACAUCAUUACACACCCAUUGCAGCAGGCUGCUCACCAUUACAAAGACCAAUCGAUGAAUAUGUAAAGAGUGGCAUUAUUAACUUGGAUAAACCGUCAAAUCCUUCAUCACAUGAGGUUGUUGCUUGGAUAAAGAGAAUACUUAGAGUAGAGAAAACAGGGCACAGCGGAACUCUUGAUCCUAAGGUUACGGGCUGCUUAAUUGUAUGCAUCGAUAAGGCAACUCGUCUUGUUAAAUCUCAACAAAGUGCAGGGAAAGAAUAUAUAGCUGUUUUUAGUUUACAUAGCGCGGUCGAUAGUGUGAAGAAAGUAGCCAGGGCAGUAGAAACUUUGACAGGAGCCCUCUUUCAGAGACCUCCAUUAAUUUCUGCUGUUAAGCGUCAAUUAAGAGUAAGAACUAUUUACGAAAGUAAACUUAUCGAAUAUGAUAAAGAGAAAAGAAUUGGAAUUUUGUGGGUAAAUUGUGAAGCGGGAACCUACAUUCGUACACUAUGUGUUCACCUUGGCUUGUUAUUGGGAGUUGGUGGACAAAUGGUUGAAUUGCGAAGAAUAAGAUCCGGCAUUCAAACGGAACAGGACAACUUGGUGACUAUGCACGAUGUACUGGAUGCUCAAUGGUUACAUGAUAACCGAAGAGACGAAAAUUAUCUACGAAGAGUUAUAAAACCAUUGGAGUGUUUAUUAGUUGGACACAAAAGAAUUAUUAUUAAGGAUAGUGCCGUUAAUGCAGUAUGUUACGGUGCAAAAAUCCUUUUACCUGGUGUUCUACGUUUUGACGAUAACAUUGAGCUCAAUGAGCAAAUCGUUAUCGUCACAACAAAGGGAGAAGCUGUGGCGUUAGCUAUCGCUUUGAUGACCACUGCUGUCAUGAUAACAGUUGAUCAUGGAAUCGUUGCUAAAAUCAAGCGGGUUAUAAUGGAAAGAGACACCUAUCCAAGAAAAUGGGGACUUGGUCCAAUUGCUUCAAAGAAAAAAAUGAUGAUAAAAGAUGGUUUAUUAGAUAAGUAUGGGAAAAAAAAUGAAAAAACUCCAAAAGAUUGGAUUAGUGCCUAUCAUCAAUAUCAGGGAGACAGCAAAAAAGAUGAGAAAGAAACGCCCGUUUCUACAGAAUCGGCCAAGAGAGCGGCUCCAUCAAGUAGCUCAUCGUCUAGUUCGGAAGAGGAGAAGAAAAAGAAAAAGAAAAAGAAGAAAAUUAAGCUUGAUAAAUCUUCUGAUGAGGAUGAAACGCCGAAAAAAGAGAAAAAGAAAAAGAAGAAAAAGCAGAAAAAGGACAGUGAUGAUUCGGAUUAG